GAAAUUUGCUAUCUUAAAUAAUCAAUAUUAUAAAAAAAAAUUAUUCCUGAUAUUUAAAGGCUAAUCACCGACCAACAAAAGUAAGAAAAACAAUAUGAAAUUUGCUUAUAAAGAAAUGCUGUUUUUAAUCAUUGCUGCUACAAUAUUACUGGCAAGAGCUGGAAAUGUACACGAUAUCCAGAAACGCGCCACAAAAGCUGAAGAAGAGCAAGCUCGCGUACAAACAUAUCAACUGCGUUUACAAAACACAAUCGCAGCAAAAUAUAACAAGAGUGAACUCACAAAGAUGAGAUCAGAUCCUCUUCAAUGUUAUUCAUGUCAAGAUGCAAAGACGAACGAAGAAUGCAAUGCUGGAGGAAUGGUGACUUGUCUUCCAACACAAACUUCUUGUCAAACCGAGAUCAGAAUAUUUAAUCCAACUGAUAGCGUCAGUGUCAGAAUAAAGAAGGGCUGCAAGCAAGAUCGCGCUUGUCACAACAACUUCUUACAAAACGACCGUAAAGCUUGGCCUUCAACACAGUGUAAGACGAUACCAAGAACUUCUUUAUCAGUAUGUAGAUACUGCUGCACCGACCCUGGAUGUAACAAAGCAUUGCCUGCUCAUGUAUGCGGACCGAUAUCUCCUCCCGAGAAUGGGCACGUGUCUUGUUCAACUUCAAAAGUUCAAUCUUCAGUUUGUACUUUCACGUGUGAUCCGUGUCAUAACCUGGUUGGAUCCAGAGUUCGAAUGUGCUUAGAAGACUCUGCUUGGUCAGGAACGGAAACGAAAUGUGUUUAUGAUAACUCGCUUCCUGGUUGCGCCGUGGGUACAACAUGUCCAGCAAAAUCUAUCUUGUCUCCGGACAAUGGAAACGUUGAAUGUUCGAACUCUAACAAAUUUGGAUCUGAAUGUCGAUUCAUAUGUGAUAGAGGAUACAUGAUCAACGGAAAACGUGUUUUAAGAUGCAAUGAGAAUACAAGAGAUUGGGACGCAGUGAGACCCAUCUGUGUUAGAGGUGAUGAUACUUCCAAUCCUUGCAACGUUUUCGCCGUUUUUGAUUUUGCUUCCGAUGGAAAACUUGAAUGUGAAUGCAGUACUGGAUUUCGAGGUGAUGGUUACAUUUCCUGCGAAGACGUAAACGAAUGUCAAGAAGGAUCCCACGUUUGCGAUUCAAACGCAAUUUGCAUCAAUACAUUGGGAUCUUACAGAUGCAAAUGCAAAGUUGGUUACGUCGGAAACGGGCGGGAAUGCCGUGACAUUAACGAGUGUACGUCAUCAGAAAACGAUUGUGACGUGGAAAAUGGACUUUGCAUUAACAUCGAUGGCGGAUAUACAUGCACAUGCAAGCCAGAAUACACGGGAGAUGGCGUGAAUUGCUCAAGAGUGAACCUGUCCUGUCCUGGAGGGCUAGUCGAUGAUCUUUGCUUACCCGAUGAACCAGCACAUGGCGAAGAUCCGACAAAACCAGUUGAGUUAAUGGAGGAAGAACCGCCUACUGAUAAGCAACUCUUUUCUGAUGGUUUCUCUUCUCUUGCUAAAGUUGAUAGUUGCGUAAGAUUGACUGAACAUAGACCUUCGAUGGUGCGAGAUCCAAACACUUAUGAAAACAUGAACAAAAAAUUACUGAAUAAAUUGAUGUCAUAUUCCAACAGUAGUCGAAUAGUAUUCGGUCCAUGGAUAGGAUUAGACGAUAGAAUUGAAAGCGGAGUACUGAGAUGGAGAGACGGUAAACCGCUUGACCGAAAGGACUUUCAAGUGUGGGCUCCCGGUCAACCAAAACUAUUGGAAGAUGGAGGUUUGGGAAAUUGUGUGAACCUUAUAUCCGAUCCUGUUUCCAGUCAUACAACAAGCUUCUUAUGGCAAGUCACGUUGUGCAGCAGUGCAACUCGAUAUGUAUGUGACACUGAGCGAAGUGAUGAACCAAUUGUUUCUCUCUGCAUCCCUCUUGUGGAUCCAACACACGGCAAAGUCUCCUGCUCAAAUGGUUGGAGAAUCAACUCAGUAUGCUCGUAUUCUUGCGACCCUGGUUAUAUUCUCCGAGGCCCGAGCAGUAGAAUUACUUGCCAAUCUAAAAAUAUGAUGUGGGAUAACGAGCCGCCAGUGUGUGUCCGUGCUAUUUGCGACCGACCAUUGAUGCCUCCUAAUUCUGGACGAAUGGAAUGUACAGAUGAAAACAGGGAAUUCUCAGUUUGUAGAUUCACAUGUAAACCCGGUUAUACGUUACAUGGUAAUUCAACCGUGACUUGUCAAAGAAAUUUGAAAUGGAGUUCUCAGAGGCCUUGUUGCCGAGAUGAUUGUCCACCAUACGCAAGAAUGAAUUUGAUUAUGGUAUUGGAUAGUUCAAGGAGUAUAAAUGCGGAGAAUUUUGAAUUGAUCAAAACAUUUGCAAAAAGACUUCAUAGAAGGUUUGAAGUUUCCGAAGAUUUUACUCACGUAUCAGUCAUAUCAUACAGCAGCAGAGUUGAAUUACUGAACAACAAAACUGUUUUUAAAUCAAGCGAUGAACUCGACUCAGCUUUAGAUAAUCUUGCCUACGAGGGAGCCGGAACUCUGAUAGGUAGAGCAAUAACCUACGUCACAGACAACCUGGCAGGCAAAAGACCAGGCAGUGGAGAUAUUGUUGUCGUACUCACAGAUGGUAUUUCACAUGAUGACGUUUAUUUUCCUUCUAAAACUCUCCAAGAGACAGGAGCUCAUAUCAUAGCUGUUGGUGUUCGACAUGCAUGGAGAUACCAAUUACAAAUGAUUGCGUCAGAGCCUACUGACGUCAACGUCGUUGAAGUUGAAACAUAUAAUGACCUAAAUCAUAUUGUUAACGUAAUAGGCGAAAAAGUUUGCCAUUUAUCAUGCUGAUUAUCAUAUUUUAGUAAGUUUGCGAUAACUUCAUAAAAUUCAAGACAGAUUAGACUUACCUCCUUUCUAUUAUCCUAGCGAGAACGUAAAUUCCAGCGCCAAAAGGUAUUGUGACGUAAUAUUUCACAUUUUUGAUGUUACAUUUUUGGAUUAAACAACUCGUUUUGUCACGCUGGACUGCGAAACACCAAUAAUCUAAGUACAAUACGUACUUAAUUUUACAGGAGCUCUGUUACCCAGCAUUUUGACGGUCAUAUCUGAGAAAUUGGUGGACUUAUUUCAGAAAAUGUAAAUUUUACUAAAAUGCCCAAAACUGAAAAGUGGCAAAUGCAUAAUGACAAAUUUGAAAAUUAGGAAAUGCUUACACUUUUAUCCCUUAUUUGCAACGUAUCAAAAUGAACUGUUCCAAGCUUUACGAAAAUUAUUGUAAUAUUCUUUUAAUUUUCUUGUAAAAAGUUAUAUUUCUAUACUUCUUUUAUAUUUUAUAUAAUUUAUUUUGAACAUUCCCAUUUUAUCAGUACAUUACUGACAUUGUGUAUACUGCCGCCAUUAUUUUUCUUAUUUCAAAGACAUUCUCGCCUAAGCCCAAAAUAUCGCCAUUAACCUUGGCUGAGAAAUGCUGGCGCUCCAGUAGUGUGUGUACCAAUAUGGAGGUAACUAAUUUUCUUUGCAAACUUUACAUCAAGUCGUGUAAAGAGACUGAAACCUAUGGACAGGGGGUAUAUUCACUUGGCUAACACAAAAAGUCUCCGAACUCUUAAUAGAACUAAUAUACGCAAAAUCAGAAUACAAUUAUGGCCUAACUCUAAUCUGGUACACACACUACGGGAGUACCGAAAUAUUUGCUGUUUUUACUUUAGAUCUAUUUUCCCCUUUAUGAGGAUUAUUUGCCAUUGGUUCAAGUAAUAUGGUCGAUUUUUCAAAUUUUACUUUUAUUGAAAUCAUAUUUUUCGCCUCAAACAAGCACC
Styela clava is the source of this 3801-nucleotide messenger RNA. The record is from RefSeq and is a predicted model, not a curated record. NCBI's taxonomy places the organism in Eukaryota, Metazoa, Chordata, Ascidiacea, Stolidobranchia, Styelidae.